GUUUCACCGUUCCUGCUCGCGCUGACAGGAAACAGCCGAGAGCUGCAGCUGGACUGAAGGAGGAUGAGAAUCUUCAGGAUGAGUUUGAUGUGGAGCAGCAUCUUUAACAAGCGGCGGCUGUGCCUCUGUCAUCCCUCCUGCCGGCGGCUCCACGUCGGCCAGCGAGCCUCCCUCACCAAAGCCUUCUCCUCCCGCGACGUGGAGCUGUUCGCCGAGCUGACGGGCGACACCAACCCCCUCCACCUGGACCGGGCCUACGCCCGCACCACCUCCUUCGAGGCACCCAUCGUCCACGGCGUCCUCAUCAACGGCCUGAUCUCGGCCGUGCUCGGCACCAGGAUGCCCGGCCGCGGCUGCAUCUUCCUGUACCAGGAGAUCCGCUUCCCGGCGCCGCUCUACAUCGGCGAGGAGGUGACGGCCGAAGCCGAGGUCCGCAAGAUCAAGAUGUCGUUCGCCUUCAUCGCCGUGACGUGCUCCGUCCAGGACAAGGUGGUGAUGGAGGGGGAGGUGAUGGUGAUGAUGCCCGAGGAACAGCAGAAGAAGGAGUGAGAGAAGGAGGAGGGGAUGAUGCGACAGUCGCAGCGAUUUCAAAAAUGGUCGCUGCAGCACCAAUGUGUAGCUUGGCGUCUCCCAAGAUGAUUUGGUCGCAACGCUUUUUCUACAUGAUGGAAUUUGCUCCAUGUCGGCUUCACACUGUGAUUUUUUUUUUUAUGUUUAUUGAACAUGUAGUUAAAGGCUGGCGAUAAGAAGUGCGUCGGGACAGAGCAGCUACCAGAGAGGAUUUAUUGUUUAGAUGUUUGAAUUUAUCAAAUCUGCUCUGUAUUUACUUUAAUAUUUAGAAAUAUUGUUGAAUAAAAACUUGAGAAAGUC
This is a messenger RNA of Sander lucioperca (pikeperch), 870 nucleotides long. RefSeq names its product hydroxyacyl-thioester dehydratase type 2, mitochondrial-like. NCBI's taxonomy places the organism in Eukaryota, Metazoa, Chordata, Actinopteri, Perciformes, Percidae. Bases 64 to 549 code for a protein of 161 amino acids. The record is from RefSeq and is a predicted model, not a curated record. The transcript has 2 exons.